AUGUCGACCAGCUUCUCCGGCGUUGGUUGUGCAGAAAGUGCUGUCAUGAGUCUGGCAAAAGCUUCAGAGCGCUUUUUGAAGAAGAAGGGAAUCUCUAGUGUUGGCCACGUCAAGCUCGAAUCUGCAUGUGAGAUCGACACGAAGUGUCAAAAGGUUCUGAAGUCGACCUAUGGGCAUUGCGUUUUUCAGGACAUCACCAAAUUGGACAUCGAGAAGAAGGAAGAGAACCUGGCAUCCUACAAUGCCACCACGGACUAUGAAUUCCCCGACUUGAACCAGUAUGUCCACGGGCGAUUUAUCCAUGGAGUGGAGAUGUUGUCGAGCCACGUCUUGCCCUGCACAGAUGAACAUGCCAAGAGAUCGGGCGCCCCAAAGCUUGAUAUCACAGGGGUUCCGAGUACUGCCCUGGCAAAGAUGGCAGGGAGCCUAAGCCUAAGGUCGUUUGAUGUCGAGAAGGAUGAACACCCUGUCAAGUGGCUGGUUGACAAGCUGGCUAUCAACUUGAUGCCAGCCAUUCACACGUGGUUGCAAAGUGUUGCUGGUGGAUUUCAAGAGCCAUCAACUGUAGCCAUCCCAGCGUAUGGCAAUUGGGCAUUGCAGGUUCCUUUGCUGGGCCUUUGGUAUCGCAAGCCAGUGGAUGGUUUUCCACCACUGCAGGGGUGGAAGAACACAGCCCUAGAUUUGAUCCGUGGUGGCUAUGAAUCAUGGAGGGAGCCAAUGGAAUGCAAGCUGAAGUCCGGACAUACUCAUGGAGCGCCGAUAGACUUUGGAGCCUUGCAGGUCGUGAAGGGUCUGGGCAGGCUCUCCGUUUUGUACUUUGCUGUUUUGUGGACCUUCUUCAACAAGAAUGACCUCACCCCAGAACAGCUGGCUGAUUUUGAGAGGCGCACAUCAAUGAGGGGGGGAGCGUGUCAUGAUGUCUUCCCUUUUAACAACUAA
Molecule: messenger RNA, 939 nt
Organism: Durusdinium trenchii
Lineage: Eukaryota; Dinophyceae; Suessiales; Symbiodiniaceae
Source: the annotation of a GenBank genome assembly